GACGUCAUGGCGUCGCGUCCCUCCCGGCGUUUCGCGGGCUUGCGCGGGUCACGUGGGGCGCUUUUCGCGGGAAAACUGCUUGUUGCGGGAGCAGAGUGGAGCGCGGCGCUGUGAUGGCGGAAUCCUCCGAGUCUAGUCCUGCCCCGCGGCAGCGAGGCAAUGACCCCCUCACGUCCAGCCCCGGGCGAAGCUCACGGCGCACGGAUGCCCUGACCUCCAGCCCUGGUCGGGACCUUCCUCCUUUUGAGGAUGAGUCUGAGGGUUUGCUAGGCACAGAGGGGCCCAUGGAAGAAGAGGAGGAUGGAGAAGAGCUGAUUGGAGAUGGCAUGGAGAGGGACUACCGUGCCAUCCCUGAGCUGGAUACCUACGAGGCUGAAGGGCUGGCCCUGGAUGAUGAGGACGUGGAGGAGCUGACAGCCAGUCAGAGGGAAGCGGCUGAGAGGGUCAUGCGACAGCGCGACCGAGAGGCUGGCCGGGGCCUGGGCCGUAUGCGCCGGGGGCUCCUGUACGACAGCGAUGAGGAGGAUGAGGAACGCCCUAGCCGCAAGCGCCGCCAGGUGGAGCGGGCCACGGAGGUGGGCGAGGAGGACGAGGAGAUGAUCGAGAGCAUCGAAAACCUGGAGGACCUCAAGGGCCACUCUGUGCGUGAGUGGGUGAGCAUGGCGGGCCCCCGGCUGGAGAUCCACCACCGCUUCAAGAACUUCCUGCGCACCCACGUGGACAGCCACGGCCACAACGUCUUCAAGGAGCGCAUCAGCGACAUGUGCAAAGAGAACCGUGAGAGCCUGGUGGUGAACUAUGAGGAUCUGGCGGCCCGCGAGCACGUCCUGGCCUACUUCCUGCCCGAGGCACCAGCUGAACUGCUGCAGAUCUUUGACGAGGCCGCCCUGGAAGUGGUGCUGGCCAUGUACCCCAAAUAUGACCGCAUUGCCAGCCACAUUCACGUCCGCAUCUCCCACCUGCCCCUGGUGGAGGAGCUGCGCUCGCUGAGGCAGCUGCACCUGAACCAGCUGAUCCGCACGAGUGGCGUGGUGACCAGCUGCACGGGCGUUCUGCCACAGCUCAGCAUGGUCAAGUACAACUGCAACAAGUGCAGCUUCGUGCUCGGGCCUUUCUGCCAGUCGCAGAACCAGGAGGUGAAGCCAGGCUCCUGCCCCGAAUGCCAGUCUGUGGGGCCCUUCGAAGUCAACAUGGAGGAGACCAUCUAUCAAAACUACCAGCGCAUCCGGAUCCAGGAGAGUCCAGGCAAAGUGGCAGCCGGCCGGUUGCCCCGCUCCAAGGACGCCAUCCUCCUCGCUGAUCUGGUGGACAGCUGUAAGCCAGGAGAUGAGAUUGAGCUGACUGGCAUCUACCACAACAACUAUGACGGCUCCCUCAACACUGCCAAUGGCUUCCCCGUCUUUGCCACAGUUAUCCUGGCCAACCACGUGGCCAAGAAGGACAACAAGGUGGCCGUCGGGGAGCUGACUGACGAGGAUGUGAGGAUGAUCACCAGCCUCUCCAAGGACCAGCAGAUCGGGGAGAAGAUCUUUGCCAGCAUCGCGCCUUCUAUCUACGGCCACGAGGACAUUAAGAGAGGCCUGGCCCUGGCUCUAUUUGGAGGGGAACCCAAGAACCCAGGUGGGAAACACAAGGUGCGAGGUGACAUCAACGUGCUCCUGUGUGGAGACCCGGGAACAGCGAAGUCUCAGUUCCUCAAGUAUGUGGAGAAGGUAUCCAGCCGGGCCAUCUUCACCACGGGCCAGGGCGCCUCGGCCGUGGGGCUCACAGCCUAUGUGCAGCGGCAUCCGGUCAGCAGGGAGUGGACCUUGGAGGCUGGGGCACUGGUUCUGGCUGACCGGGGCGUGUGUCUCAUCGAUGAGUUUGACAAGAUGAACGACCAGGACAGGACCAGCAUUCACGAGGCCAUGGAGCAACAGAGCAUCUCCAUCUCCAAGGCCGGCAUCGUCACCUCCCUGCAGGCUCGCUGCACUGUCAUCGCAGCUGCCAACCCCAUAGGGGGACGCUAUGACCCCUCACUGACCUUCUCGGAGAACGUGGACCUCACAGAGCCCAUCAUCUCCCGCUUCGACAUCCUGUGUGUAGUGAGGGACACUGUGGACCCUGUGCAGGACGAGAUGCUGGCUCGCUUCGUGGUUGGCAGCCACGUCCGCCACCACCCCAGCAACGAGGGCGAGGGGCUGGCCCGCGGCGCCCAGGAGCCCGCCGUGCCCAGCACGUACGGUGUGGAGCCGCUGCCACAGGAGGUGCUGAAGAAGUACAUCAUCUAUGCCAAGGAGAGGGUCCACCCAAAACUCAACCAGAUGGACCAGGACAAGGUGGCCAAGAUGUACAGUGACCUGCGGAAGGAGUCCAUGGCCACAGGCAGCAUCCCCAUCACAGUGCGACACAUUGAGUCCAUGAUCCGCAUGGCAGAGGCCCACGCGCGCAUCCACCUGCGGGACUACGUGAUCGAGGACGACGUCAACAUGGCCAUCCGCGUGAUGCUGGAGAGCUUCAUUGACACGCAGAAGUUCAGUGUCAUGCGCAGCAUGCGGAAGACCUUUGCCCGCUAUCUUUCAUUCCGGCGAGACAACAAUGAACUGCUGCUCUUCAUCCUGAAGCAGUUGGUGGCAGAGCAGGUGACCUAUCAGCGCAACCGCUUUGGGGCCCAGCAGGACACGAUUGAGGUGCCUGAGAAGGACUUGGUGGACAAGGCCCGGCAGAUCAACAUCCACAACCUCUCCGCUUUCUACGACAGCGAGCUCUUCAGGAUGAACAAGUUCAGCCGGGACCUGAAACGGAAGGUGAUCCUUCAGCAGUUCUGAGCCCUGCGAUGUCCACAGUGGCUCCUGUGACUCUGGUUGAGGACAUUUCCCUAAGUGCUUGGUCACCUCUGCUUUAUGGACCCAGAACCUCACCUCCUAGGAACUCGGUGUUCUGGGAUCGGGGUUUGUGGCUGGGCCUCACCCGCGUGUCUCAGGCUGGCUCUGUGACGUGGGGUAGCGGUGGUCACGUCUUGGGCUCCACUGUUUGCUCCUCUCACUUCUGGGUGACGUUUGCUCAGGGCUUCUGUCCCACCUGCGACCAGCACGUGGUGUCUGUACAUAGUGCCUUGUGACAGUCACUGUGCUUCAGGGCCUGGGCGUGUUGCAGGUGUGUUACCUGGCUGUUAGGACAGCUGUCGCCACCCUUGGCCCCAGAGCACCUUACAGCUGUUGGUAGUCUUUUUUCACGUCUGGUCCUGCAAGUGUCUGUGAGCCCGUGAGGUAGAAGCGUGCCCAGCUGGCCAGCCUGGUGCCCACGGCCCUGUGGCGGCCCAGUGUGGAAUCGGGUCUCAUGUCAGUUGUUAGUCGCCGUUUCUGUAUUAGCCCGUGUGUGCCUACCUGACCGUUUCCUCCACCUGCUUAUUUGUACAUGCACUUUUUGUUUCUGUAGUUUUAUUUUUUAAUAAAGUUGAAUAAAAUCUAAGCAUGCAUAUCA
Chinchilla lanigera (long-tailed chinchilla) is the source of this 3462-nucleotide messenger RNA. It is a transcript of the gene Mcm2, whose product is annotated as minichromosome maintenance complex component 2. Gene Ontology annotation, cellular component: MCM complex; nucleus. Gene Ontology annotation, molecular function: single-stranded DNA binding; single-stranded DNA helicase activity; 3'-5' DNA helicase activity. Lineage: Eukaryota; Metazoa; Chordata; Mammalia; Rodentia; Chinchillidae. The transcript is spliced from 16 exons. The record is from RefSeq and is a predicted model, not a curated record. Gene Ontology annotation, biological process: DNA replication; double-strand break repair via break-induced replication; mitotic DNA replication initiation. Bases 114 to 2807 code for a protein of 897 amino acids.